AUGAAUGCUAAUAGGGAUAAACUAGUGGAAGAGAUAAUGGAUUUAAAUCCAGUACAACUAUUUGAACUUUUCUUUGAUGAUACGGUUUUGCGGCAUAUUGUCGAUCAGUGUUAUAUGCAUCUUAAAAUACUCGACACCAAGGAAGAAAUGAAAUCCUUCAUAAAUUCGGACACUUUCCUGCGAAGCUAG
Molecule: messenger RNA, 189 nt
Organism: Acanthoscelides obtectus
Lineage: Eukaryota; Metazoa; Arthropoda; Insecta; Coleoptera; Chrysomelidae
Source: the annotation of a GenBank genome assembly